Messenger RNA from Linepithema humile (Argentine ant), 2079 nucleotides. Its product is annotated as DAZ-associated protein 2. The record is from RefSeq and is a predicted model, not a curated record. Lineage: Eukaryota; Metazoa; Arthropoda; Insecta; Hymenoptera; Formicidae.
GCUCAAUAAACGGCGCUAGUGUCCGUCAAGUGUCAGCCGUUCACGUCGGCCGACAGUGUUGCGAAACUGGAAUCGGUGAUUUAAUUAGGAAUAACGUAUCUCUUUUUUUUUUAGUAAAAUUGUGAAACUUUAAGCAAUAAUGACCGACAAGAAAGCUUAUCCGGUUGCGCCGCAUCCACCGACCGGCUUUGUCCCCGCGCCUACGCAACCUCCAACUUACGGUGUUGCAGGCGCCGCUCCUUAUGGAGUGUUUCCCAAUCAACCUCAGUUAUACGCGACGCAAGGCCCACCGCCUCCGACAUAUGAUCAGACCCUUACGCAUCCUAUGAUGUAUCAACCAAUGUACGGUCAGGGAUAUCCGUUGCAAUAUUAUCCACCGGGAUAUCCGUUGCAAUACUAUCCACCGUUGGCGACAACAGCGUACUAUCCUGCGACAGCUAUGCAGCCCGCCCCCGUAAGACCCACCAUUAUGGUACCCAACGGUUUCGAUGGUACUCGAUUCGACGGCAUCUCACAGCCGGUUCUGCCGCCGCCGCCGCCCGGGGUGGCCGCUAACGCCGCGCAGCUAGCCGCGAUGGCCGGCCAUAGCGUCGCCCUUUCGCAAAAGAAGGGCUCGUUCCUGGGAGGAGGAACAGAGGGCGGUUAUACCUUUUGGUAAACCACCCGAACCAUCUCUUUCGUAACAUACAUGCACGCAAACACACAUAAACACUCACACACACAACAUUAACUGUCAGAGAUGCUGUGUUCUCGAGACGAUAAGAUCAUGUAGGCAAAUUUUCGUUAGAGCUCUGCUUUUCUCAUCGCUGCUCCAUGGCAGCUUUAUCAACAUCUAUCGGUAUAUACCUUAUGCGCGGACCGAUCACACAUACAUAUUAUUACAUAUAUACGCGCAUACACACGUACACGCACACAGACACACAGACACAGACACACACACACACACGCUCACGGAGAGUACACACGCAUAUAUAUGUGUAAGGCAGCAACCGUGAGAGUUCCCACGCGAUUCACAUACGGCGAUAUUUGCGAUCGAUAAGAUGCGAUCCAAUGAUCUCAAGGAUGCCGCCGACGUCUUGGUGAUCGAUCUGCGCAUCUCAUAUACUAUCGAACUGCAGAGACUUCGUCCCGGAAGACUCGAACACGACGAUAUUCGUCGAAAACACCCUCGGAAACUAAUCCCUAAAGCUCAUCGUUCUGCCGAGAGGUCGGAAUAGUGAGAGUGUUGCGCGAGUUUCGAAGGAUCCGAAGAUCCUCCAGGAAAAAAAAAAUCUAUGAGAGAGCGCUCGGAAUCCGAGAUACCGAGAAUCUAUGAUUGUCGAGGAUUCGACAAGACGUCCACUAGCGGACGAUGGAUCCGAGAUAACGGGAAUUCAGAACUCCUGCGAUCGUCGCAAUUUUUCUGGAAUUUGAUGUGUCUGAUGAUGAGCUUGAUUAAUGUGGAUGUUCGGAUUUUGAAAAAGCUGAAGAAUAAAUGAAUCUCCAGUCGCAAAAAUCUCAAGUUCCAAAAAUGCGAAGAAAUUUAAAAAUUGAAAUGUCUCGAAAAAAAAAAUAACAAAUUUGAAAAUGUAUUGAUUUCGCGAGUAAGAAUAGCCAAAUUGCCACGAUCCAAGGUUUUAGAAUAUUAAAAAAAAAAAAAAAAGAAAAAAGAAAAAAAGAAAGCUCUAGUUAAAUUCAACACAUUCGCGCCUGUAUUCGACUUAACUCCUACAACAGCACCUAAUGCUGGGCGUAAAUGUGUUAAAGAAAUGAAGCAGUGACUAAUCUACGAUCUCAACUUUCCCAGGAUUCAAGGUAUCUAGAAUCUAGCUUCAAUGGCUUCUAUUACUUAAUAUUUCCAAAUUUCCGAAAAUUUUUCAGUUUUGCCGAUUGAACUUUUCUUUUUUAAAUCUAAUGAAGUAUUUCUCAUGCGAUAAACUGCUAUAAGGAAUUAUAAGUUAAAACUCAUAUUUUUGAAAACUGUAAAUCUGGAAGUUCAUAUUGUCGGAGAACCUUAAAGGCUUGAAGCAAUCAAUGUACAUUUUCGACGAAAAGUAAUUAUUGCGAAAAUUUUACUUUACAAAAAAAAAAAAAAAUAAA